Molecule: messenger RNA, 2818 nt
Organism: Prosopis cineraria
Lineage: Eukaryota; Viridiplantae; Streptophyta; Magnoliopsida; Fabales; Fabaceae
Product: transcription factor MTB1-like
Exons: 1
Coding region: 473-2353 (626 amino acids)
Biological process (GO): regulation of DNA-templated transcription
Cellular component (GO): nucleus
Molecular function (GO): DNA-binding transcription factor activity; protein dimerization activity; transcription cis-regulatory region binding
Source: RefSeq, a predicted model, not a curated record
CUCAUUGCAUUUCUUUUCAUUUCCCUCACAAAAUCUUCACAAUCUCCUCCUCCUCUUCCUUCCCUGUGUUACGAAGGAAGGAGGAAAAUAAAAAUAUAUAUAAAGAAAAAAGCGUUUUCGUUUUCAUUUUCGAUUCCCGAAACGCCUGCUGUUUCUCCUCCUUUGUGAAAUGUCUUUUGUUCCUCAGACGGUUGCUCUCACUGUUCUCUCGCUUCCUGUCAUUGCCUCGUCCUGCUUCUUUUUGCUUUAAACUUGUCGGCGUGAGUCCAAUUUCUAUUCCCAAUAUAGAGUUGAAAUGUUCGAGAUCUAAUUAGAGCCAUCGUGACGGCGUUCAUGUGGGUUUUUCGAUUUAAGCUGACAUGGAAACCGGGACUAUUUUCACUGACUGGUGGGGUUCUUAUUCUUAGAGGUGAGAAUCAAUCAAGGGGUUGAAUAUCUGGAGAUUUCAUUUUCUGGGGUGAUCUUGUUUGUGAUGGAACAGAUGAGGAUUGAGGUGGGUCUGGGAGGCAUGUUGUGGAACGAGGACGAACGAGACAUGGUUGCGGCGGUUCUGGGCACUCAAGCCUUCGAUUACCUGGUAAACCACUCAGUUUCGAAUGAGAAUCUGUUAAUGGCCAUGGUGACAGACGAGAAUCUCCAAAAGAAGCUGUCGGAUCUCGUGGAGCGUUCAAACGUAUCGAAUUUCACCUGGAACUAUGCCAUUUUCUGGCAAAUUUCUCAGUCAAAAUCCGGCGAGUGGGUUCUGGGUUGGGGCGAUGGGUGUUGCAGAGAACCCGAUGACGGAGAAGAAGAGGGAUUCAAAGGAAUCCUGAGCCUUCGCGUGGAGGACGGGGUGCAGCAAAGGAUGAGGAAGAGGGUGUUGCAGAAGCUUCACACGACCUUUGGCGGUUCAGAAGAAGACAAUUACGUGUACGGAUUAGACCGUGUGACUGAUACUGAGUUGUUCUUUCUCGCUUCCAUGUACUUCUCUUUCCCUCGUGGCUAUGGAGGUCCAGGUAAGUGUCUUGCAUCUGGUAAGCAUUUAUGGCUCACGGAUGCACAGAAAUCUCCAGUUGAGUACUGUGUGAGAUCAUUUCUGGUUAAAUCAGCUGGAAUCCAGACCGUGGUUUUGAUCCCUACUGAUAGGGGCGUGGUGGAACUGGGUUCCGCCAAGUUGGUCAAAGAGAACUUAGAAUUGUUGCAGGCAAUCAAAUCGGAGUUCUCCAUUGAAUCCACAUUCCCGAGGGCUAACAAGUCAAUUCCGCCGCCUCAUCCUCCUCUGGCUCCGGCGACGACGGGGAGAAGAGAUGAACUCACCAUAUUUCCGGCCUUAACCGCUUCUGACAAAGUUGAAGUAGUCCCGAAGAUUUUUGGGCAGGAUUUGAACAAGGCCAACCCGGUUCGAACCAAUCAUUUCAGAGAGAAACUUGCUAUCAGGAAAAUGGAGGAGAGGCCAUGGUUAGGUGGAGGAGGAGGAGGUCAUCAACCCAAUGGGCUUCAUCCUCGCAAUGGUGUUCCACCUUCAAGCUGGACACCGGCUAACAAUGGCGUGAGGCAAGGCAGUCCUGUUGAAAGUUAUGCACCUAGAUUGUCGACGAGCAAUGUGCCGGUUCUGGACCUUGUUAAUGGGGUUAAUAAUUAUCAGGUACAAAGGAAAGCGCCAAUGCAGAUUGAUUUCUCAGGAGCUACUUCCAGGUCUGCUGUGACUGCUGUGAGACCCAAUGGCGGCGAAUCAGAGCAAUCUGAUGCUGACGCUUCGUUCAGGGAGGAGCUGCCGGGCGGAGGAGGAGGAGCCGAUGAAAGGCGGCCGAGGAAGCGCGGAAGAAAGCCGGCAAACGGGAGGGAAGAACCUCUGAACCAUGUGGAAGCUGAGAGGCAAAGGCGCGAGAAGCUGAACCAACGGUUCUAUGCUUUGCGAGCUGUGGUGCCUAAUAUCUCCAAGAUGGACAAAGCCUCUUUGCUGGGAGACGCCAUCGCCUACAUCAAUGAGCUCCAGGCCAAACUCAAGGCCAUGGAAUCUGAGAAAGAGAUAAUACUUGGAAGCACUUCGACUUCAAGGGAUUCAUCAACGGAGCCCAACUUUAUACAGAUUAAUCAAACUCGUCCACAAGUGGAAAUCCAAGCUGGCGGCGACGAGGUCAUUGUGCGGGUGAUCUCACCAAUCAAUUCUCACCCAGUCUCAGGAGUGAUCAAAGCGCUUAAAGAAGCAAACGUGAAUGUCUUGGAUUCAAAACUCGCUGCCGCAGGUGAAGCCGUGUUCCAUACGUUCGUGAUCAAGCCUCAAGGACCUGAGCAGCUGACAAAGGAGAAGUUGAUUGCUGCAUUUUCCGGCGAAUCCAACUUAUCGCAGCCAUUAUCAUUGACUGGCCAUUAACAUAGAGUCCCAUAGGCAUGAAUAUGAUACAUAGAGAAGAACAAGAAUCAGUCUCUGAAAGAGGUUGCUCAGAAAUUUUGUUAUACAGCAACAGGGGUAGUAGCAGUAGAAUCAUCUCUAUUAUUUUAACCAGGUAGAGCAGCAAAUUUAAGUGUUGUCUAUAGUUUUUAUUUAUACACAGGGUUAUUAGUAGUGUAAGCAGUAUUCCUGCAGGUUCCUUUCUUUCUUUCUUUCUUCCUCCUUCUUUCCUAGUUUAGCUCUACAUGGUUAAAGCCUUGUUUUCCUUUUUCAGUUCUAGAUGCUAAAGUUCUUGUAUUCAUCCAAGAUCUGUGCAUAAGAGUAAAAGUAUUAGUAAAUUCUUCAACUGCUAGUGUCACCUUAGAAUCAGAUCUCAAGUACAGUUCAGGCACUCAAAAAGAUCUGUUAUUUUGCCACCAAGAGUGCUUAAAUUAACUGUCCUGAAAA